AUGCAUAUGCAGACGACGGCCUCGUCGGCGGCCAAUGGCGCUCCGGCGUUCGGGUCACGAGCCGCCCCCGAGCGGCGGCUCGGCCGGGAGGAGCCGAGAGCCUGUCAGUCCGUCCGCGCGGCUCGAGGGAGGCGGUCGUACGCUCAGCGGCGGCAGCAGCAGCAGCAGCAGCAGCAGCGCCCCGGCGCGGGCGAGUGGGCUGCGGCCUCCCUUCGUCGUCUUGCCCCCCGGCCGGGCCUCCCUCGGAGGACCAUGCCGAUCCUGCUCUUCCUCAUCGACACGUCCGCCUCCAUGAACCAGCGGGCCUACCUGGGCACCAGCUACCUGGACGUGGCCAAGGGCGCCGUCGAGCUCUUCAUGAAGGUGCGCGCGCGCCCUCCCCCCGCCCCGUCGCCUGACGUGGCCGUCCGAGUCCGCGCGCGCGCACACACCCUCAGAGACCGCGCUCCCGAGCGCGAGCGCCCGCUCGCACGUUCGGAAGACGCGUGUCGAGAGUCCCCCCCGCCCCGCUCCCCCUCAGACGCGCCUUUAACGCGCUCCUUUCUCCCGUUUUCUCCCCUUCAGCUGCGCGCCCGAGACCCGGCCAGCCGCGGCGACAGGUACAUGCUGGUCACCUUCGACGAGGCGCCCUAUUGCAUCAAGGUAAGCCGCCCGCCUCCCCCCGCCGGGCGCGCCGCGGGCGAAGAUGGCGGACAUUUUGCUUUUGUAUGGAGGCUGAGGGCGCUGAUUAGAUGGAGGAGGAGGAGGGAGCGAGGGAGGAGGAAGAAGAGGAAGGCGGAGGAGAAGAAGAAGGCCCCGCCGACACCACGCGGCACCUCCCGCCCCGAGGAAGGCAGCGGGGAGGCGGAGCGCCUGGCGGGCGAGCCGUUUGGGGACUACAACUCCCAGCAUCCUUAGCUCGCGGGACCGGUGGUCAGGGAGGGUGGGAGUUGUAGUCUCAAAGGAGCUGGAGGGCCGAGUUUGCCAAGGCCCGUGAUGGACUAUGCCAUGCUUCCUCAAACUCCUAUGGUCCCUAGCUUAAAGGACCAGUGGUCAGGGAUGGUGGGAAUUGUAGUCCCAAAGCACCUGGAGGGCCGAGUUUGCCUUUGCCUGGAAGGAGUGGGGGAGUUUGGGGACAGGUGAGUGGGCUUCCCUCCCACAAGCCCCCCCCCUCUCCCAAGAGCAGGAAACCCAGCCAGAUGGGUGGGGUGUAAAUAAAUUGUUGAUAUAGCUCAGCUUCUGGAAUGCAGGUAGGAGGAUUCCAAUUAGCAAUGGCCAAAGGUUAAAUCAGACAUAGGCAAACUGGGCCCUCCAGCUGUUUCGGGACUACAACUCCCAUCAUCCCUAGCUCGCAGGACCAGUGGUCAGGGAUGAUGGGAAUCGUAGUCCGAAAACAGCUGGAGGGCCAAGUAUGGCCAUGCCUGCCCAAGAGGCCAAAAGAUGGUGGUGGCGAGGAGUUGGGGGGUCCAGGAAGCGGCCUCCUUUUUGUGUGUGGGGGGGGGGGCUGUUUGAACUUAAGAUAAAAUGAAUCACCGUUUGCAGGCACAUCCAAAGAUGAAGGUGCACCCUCCCCCCGCGUGUGAAUGCUUGUCUGUCACCACUGUGUGUUUGUGUGUGUGUAAAUACGUGUAUUGCAUGCAUGCUAUGCAUUUAUAUCAUUCCAGCAGGCCUUUGCUUGGGGCCAAGUCUGACCCCUCUCCUCCUACAAGAUCCUAUGUAUAAGAGGCCUCUCUAACUCCUCUCACCAGCUCAUAUAUAUAUAUAUAUAUAUAUAUAUAUAUAUAUGUAAGCCUGGUGAGUACCUAAGGUUCCCAAACCCUAUAAUCAUAAUUUGCCAGUUGCCUUCUGAUCUUAUUGGAUUUUAAUCCCAUUUUAAGAUGUAUUUGUAUUUUGAUGUCAGCCACCCUGAGCCUGGUUAUGGCUGGGGAGGGCAGAAUAUAAAUGUAUUUUUUAUUAUUCUUAUUAUUAUCUGUAAAGCAUCCCCACCUUGCACCCCCGUGCCUCCAGGCAGGCAUGGCCAAACUUGGCCCUCCAGCUGUUUUGGGACUACAAUUCCCAUCAUCCCUGACCACUGGUCCUGUGAGCUAGGGAUGACGGGAGUUGUAGUCCCAAAACAGCUGGAGGGGCCAAGUUGGGCCAUGCUGAAAUCAGCAGUGAGAGAGAACUGCAGCGGUGUCCUCCUUCUACUGUCCUAGUCUACAAUUCCCAUCAUCCCUGACCACUGGUCCUGUUAGCUAGGGAUGAUGGGCAUUGUAAUUCCAAAACAGCUGGAGGGGCAAGUUGGGCCAUGCCUGAGCUAGGUGCUCCUUUGUCAAAAGAAGUUCAGCAGAUGUUCAUCCUGAUGCAAUGCCCCAUUUCCUGGGAUACCAGCUGAACUAGAGCAGGCAUGACCCAAUUUGGCCCUCCAUCUGUUUGGGAAAUACAGUUCCCAUAAUCCCUGACCCACUGGUCCUGUGAGCUAGGGAUGAUGGGUGCUGUAGUCCCCAAACAGCUGGAAGGCCGAAUUUAAAUGUUCUGGAUUAGAUGGUAGAGCAGGCAUGUCAACUGUGUCAUGGAAAUCUGGUUUAUUGCAACAAGGAGUUAAUAGUAGCUUUAAAGCAGGCUUCCUCAACCUUCGCCCUCCAGAUGUUUUUGGCCUACAACUCCCAUAAUCCCUAUCUAGUAGGACCAGUGGUCAGGGAUUAUGAGAAUUGUAGUCUCAGGGGUUAAAAAAAAGCACCCAAUUUUUUUUGGUUUCUGUUGUAGUGUUCUAGCAAUCACUAGAACAGGCAUCGGCAAACUCGGCCCUCCAGAUGUUUUGGGACUACAACUUCCACCAUCCCUGACCACUGGUCCUGCUAGCUAGGGAUCAUGGGAGUUGUAGGCCAAAAACAUCGGGAGGGCUGAGGGUGAGGAAACCUGUACCAGAACAAACUUAGUUGGUCUAUUAAUUAAUUUUAUAAUGAAUGAUUUUAGAGUGUUGUUUAUGCUAUACUUUUAUACUGUUUUAUUGUUGUUAGCCGCCCUGAGCCCGGCUUUGGCUGGGGAGGGCGGGAUAUAAAUAAAAUUUAUUAUUAUUAUUAUUAUUAUUAUUAUACAGGGGUAGCCAGGGAUCUAGGUCAGUUGUUGAGCUUUUUUUAGGGGGGUGGUCCUUGGAUCAUCAUUUGAUUUGCUCAACCUCAACAGAUUGGUGUCUGGAAUACACAACUAUGGACAGGUAAUGGAUUUAAUUUAAUUUAAUUUCCUCACUGCCUUGCCUGAAAAACCUUAGCAUCUAAUCUUUAGGAUGUGAAUAUUUGCUGGCGCGUUUAAAAUAAAGCAAACAGGCCACUUGGGGAACUCACUGCUACUUGCUCCUCCAACUACCAGAGCCUGAGAAAAUUGCCUAUUUAGUACCUUGUAUUGUGCACCGAUAUAUUUUCUGCCAGGGGUCAGAGCAGACCCUGGUGCUUUUCUUUAUAUCUAUACAGUAUAUCAUUUGUAUGGUGAUGGCUGUGAUCCUCUAAUGUAGGGGUGGCUAACUCCCAAGAGACUCCGAUCUACUCACGGAGUUAAAAACUGGCGGUGAUAUACCCCCUAUUUUGGGGUUCAGGUCGUUGCUGAGCUUUUUUGGGAGGAGGAAAGCCCCAUUUUGGGGGGGGGGUGCAGGGCAAUAAUGUUGAGCUUUUUUAAGGAGAGCCAAAGUUGUUGAGCUACUUUGGGGUGAUCUACCAGAUGUUCAGUGAUCUGCUUGUAGAUCACGAUCUACCUGUUGGAUGUGGCUGGCAUAACCGCAUCAGUCAUUUUUUUAUAUAACAGCAAAAACUGCAGUGGUACCUCGGGUUACAGACGCUUCAGGUUACAGACGCUUCAGGUUACAGACUCCGCUCACUCAGAAAUAGUACCUCGGGUAAAUCACUAGUCAGUAAGGCUGGAUUGAAAUCAUUUUUUUACAUAAAGGUUCAACCUUGCUGGCAUCCUCUUCAUAUCAAGAACCAGAAGAAGGUUUCAUUUUUGGAGUCAUAAAUUUUCAGAGUAGUUUUUACAGUUACAUCAAAAAUGACCGAUUUGGUUCUACUAUCAGAAAGACAUAGACCGUUCAUUAUGGAAUUAUCGUUUCUAUUUGGACAACUUUUCUGCUGUACAGUGGAACCUUGGGUUGCGAACAUGAUCCGUGUGGGAAGCACAUUUGCAACUCCCAGUGCCGCAUCUGUGCACGCGCAGGUCAUGAUCCGGCGCUUAUGCACAAAGUGCAAUUUGGUGUUUCGGUGCAGUGCGCAACCUGAAAACGCAUAACCUGAAGCGUCUGUAACCCGAGGUACCCCUGUAUUCGAUUGGAAGAAGAAAAAUAAUCAUUUCCUUCAUGACAAUUUAAACAAUUUAUUUAACUACAGAAAUAACAUUAUAGCAUAUGUAUCCAUGUUUGUUUACUGAUGUGGUUAAACUUUUUUAUUUUUUAAAAAACCCCUUAGACUGAGUUUUAGCACACAUGAAAAACUUUAAACAAAUCCUUAUUUCCUGAAGAAUAGCCUUUAGAUUAGAAUGUCACUUAAAUAGAAAACUAUCUUUAGGAAGAUUUUUUCCUCCAAAAGCAUUUUAUUUUAAAAAUCCAAUUUAGAUCAUAAAAGUCAUUGAUUUUUAUCCACCCUGGUUGUGCAGCUUAAGUCAAUCACUUGGAGAACUGAGAAACCCUGCUGCUAUAUAUGAUAGCGAGCGAGAAGAAAUCAGAGGGUUACUGUAGGUGAAAUAACUUCAGAUAACAUUGUAACAUAAGAUGGUACAAUUUUAACUAUUCUCACGAAUGCGUGAGUUAUUUCAGGCUCAAAGAGACCUUAAACCUGUACAAAAAAGCAAUUAUUAUUUUUUUGUAAAAAAUUUCAUUUAAUAGCAAUUUAUUUUAUAACCACUAGCCCAUUCUACAAAAAAAGGAUGAUACACGUGUUAGUUGUGGUUUGCGCCAUAUGGCUUAUCGAAUCCACCGGGAAUAAAAUGAGAAAAAUUCACAUUGAAUGGUUGGUGACCCUUUUCUCUGGCGCUUCUCGCCAUUUUUAUACCUUAUUUGGAAAGAGACCACAAUUAGCUUUAUCUUAAUCCCAAAAUAAGCCCAGUUGGUUGAACAACAACAACAAUUUAUUAUUUAUACCCCGCCCAUCUGGCUGAGUUUCCCCAGCCACUCAAAAUAUUAAAGAACAAUAGUCCAAUAUUAAAAUACAAUAAGCGAAACAGGAGGUUUUUUUCUAAUUGCAUGAGCCUAAAUUGCGUGAAAAUUCUCCUUGGAUCCUGGCUGUUUUCACACACUAACACCCCACCCUGUAUAAUUCUCUCUGUUAUAUUUCAUCUGAACAACUGGAAUAAAUUUCAGGAGCGGAGCCCAAAGGUCCUAUUGAAAAAUGCAACUUUUGAGCCACCUAGCCCCCAAAUGGCAACUAGGCAUUCUGAUUUGGCAACUGUAAUAAUUAUUAUUAUUAUUAUUAUUAUUUUUAUUAUUAUUUUUAUUUCUAUCCCACCCUCCCCAGCCAUAACCAGGCUCAGGGUGGCUAACAUCAAAAUACAAAUACAUUAUAACAGGCAUAGGCAACCUCGGCCCUCCAGAUGUUUUGGACCUACAACUACCAUGAUCCCUAGCUAGCAGGACCAGUAGUCAGGGAUGAUGGGAAUUGUACUCUGAAAACAUCUGGAGAGCCAAGGUUGCCUAUGCCUGCAUUAAAACAUAAAAUUCAGCAAUCGACUGAAAUACAGCUUAAAAUUGGAUUAAAAUCGAAUAAGAUCAGAAGGCAACCAGCAAAUUAUCACUAUAGGGGUUGGGAACUGUAGUUACUCACCAGGUUCACCUAUUUUUAUGAGCUGACUAGAGUAGUUUUAAGGAGGUAUUUAGAGCCUAGCUUAUAUAUCUGAGUUUCUAAGUGAAAAUUUGUGUUUUGUUGGGCGGGGGGUGGAUCCUUAAGUUGGAAAUGCUUCUGGCUGGUGGUUUUGCUCAAAACCUACCUGUCUUAGGAGCUCCAGGCCGUCUUUCAUACUCACCUCGAAUGUAUUGAGCAAAAGAGUAAUUCCAUAUAUUUUAAAAUAUUUUUUAUUUUUAUUGAGUUUAUUUACAACAUCUGAAGGCAGUCCUGUUUAGGGAAGUUUUGAAUGUGUGACAUUUUAAUGUAUUUUUAAUCUUUGUUGGAAUACAGUGGUACCUCGGGUUAAAGGGAUGCGGGUGGCGCUGUUGGUUAAACCACAGAGCCUAGGACUUGCCGAUCAGAAGAUCGGCAGUUCGAAUCCUCGCGACGGGGUGAGCUCCCAUUGCUCGGUCCCAGCUCCUGCCAACCUAGCAGUUCGAAAGCACGUCAAAGUGCAAGUAGAUAAAUAGGUACCGCUCCGGCAGGAAGGUAAACGGUGUUUUCAUGCGCAGCUCUGAUUCGCCAGAAGUGGCUUAGUCAUGCUGGCCACAUGACCCGGAAGCUGUCUGCGGACAAACGCCGGCUCCCUCGGCCCAUAGAGCGAGAUGAGUGCCGCAACCCCAGAGUCGGUCACAACUGGACCUAAUGGUCAGGGGUACCUUUUCCUUUACCUUUUACCUCGGGUUAAGUACUUAAUUCGUUCUGGAGGUCCGUUCUUAACCUGAAACUGUUCUUAACCUGAAGCACCACGUUAGCUAAUGGGGCCUCGCGCUGCCAGAGCACAAUUUCUGUUCUCAUCCUGAAGCAAAGUUCUUAAUCUGAAGCACUAUUUCUGGGUUAGCAGAGUGUGUAACCUGAAGCGUAUGUAACCCGAGGUACCACUGUAUUAUUAACAUAAACACAAAACAAAAAAAGCAACAAAAACAAACAAAAAACCCCCUCAAAAAAAGAGAAUAAAACGAAAGGGGGAAAAAAGAACGAACAAAAGAAUACUGAUAUACACCCACCCACACCCUCACCAUAUUUCCAUUCUUCUUUCCUACUGUUUGACUUCCUUCAUGCUUUGCACUGUUUUCUUUUUCACUUCUAGUAAAUUCUCUUUCAUACUUUGUUAUAACCCCCUUUUUAACCAUUUAUAACCUAUGUAGCACAAAUCAUCCUGUGGAGGUUAAUUGAAACAAGUCCAAGUACAGUGGUACCUCGGGUUACAGAUGAUUCAGGUUAUAGACUGCUAUAAAAUGGACCUCCAGAAUGAAUUAAGUUCUUAACCCGAGGUACCACUGUAUUGAUUUGGGGACACUGCUUUUUGCCAAAAUAUGUAAAAUGUAUGUAAAAUUAGAUCUGUGUUGGAGGUGUAACAAAGUGGAAGGGACACUCAUACAUAUGUGGUGGUUUUGCCAAAAAAUCAAAAGUUUCUGGGACACGGUGAUGAAGAACUAAAGAAAACGUUUACAAAUUUUUUUGCAAAGAAAACAGAAGCCUUUCUCUUGGGGAUAAUGGACACAGAUAUAGCCAAAGGAAACAAGAAAAUCUUCCUUUAUGCUGCAGGGACUGCGAGAACACUCAUUUUCAAAAAUUGGAAAAAAAGAAAUUAACCCCCCCCCCCCCCCCGGUAAAAAAAGAAUAAAUAAAUUAUUUGAUUAUAUUGAACUGGCCAGACUUAACAGAGACAAUUGGGGGUCACUCCAAGCAAAAAAUGUCAAAGAAUGGGGAAAAUGUAGAGUAAUUAUAUAUGUCUUGGAGACAUUUUUUUAAAAGUAGGGCUGUCACAAAGUGUGGAAUAAUGUUAUAUUGCAGGCUGGAUGGAAGGAGAACCAUGCCACUUUUAUGAAUGAACUGAAGAAUCUGCAAGCGUCAGGACUGACCACCCUUGGACAGGCCCUUCGAUCCUCGUUUGAUUUGCUCAACCUCAACAGAUUGGUGUCUGGAAUAGACAACUAUGGACAGGUAAUGGAUUUAAUUUAAUUUAAUUUCCUCACUGCCUUGCCUGAAAAACCUUAGCAUCUAAUCUUUAGGAUGUGAAUAUUUGCUGGCGCGUUUAAAAUAAAGCAAACGGGCCACUUGGGGAACUCACUGCUACUUGCUCCUCCAACUACCAGAGCCUGAGAAAAUUGCCUAUUUAGUACCUUGUAUGGUGAGCCGAAAUACUUUCUGCCAGGGGCCAGAGCAGAUCUAUGUAGAUAUAUAGAUCUCAUUUGCAUGUUGAUGGCUGUGAUCCUCUAAUGCAGGGGUGGCCAACUCCCAAGGGAUCUACUCAGAGUUAAAAACUUGUGGUGAUCUAACCACUUUUCUGUUUCAGUUUAUCUGAAGAAGUGUGCAUGCACACAAAAGCUCAUACCAAUCACAAACUUAGCUGGUCUCGUUAAGGUGCUACUGGAAGGAUUUUUUUUAUUUCAUUUUGACUACGGCAGACCAACACGGCUACCCUUUUGGGGGGGUUCAGGUGUCAAGAUUGUUGAGGUUUUUUUUAGGAACAGGAAGGCCCAUUUUUUUUAGGGGUUCAGGGUGAAAGUGUUUAGCUUUUUAUUUUUUUUGGAAGGAAAGCCCUGUUUUGGGGAAGGAGGAAAGCCCAUUUUUGGCGGGGUUCAGGUCAAAGCUUGGCAGGGGGUUGGACUCGAUGGCCCUUGUGGUCUCUUCCAACUCUGAUUCUAUGAAAGCUGUUGAGCUUUUUUUAAGGAAGGUCUGUUUUGGGGGCCUUUUUUAGGGAGAAAAUCCCCGUUUUAAAAAAUGUUUUUGGGGAGGUUAAAGGCAGAAAAAAGGGUUAAAUCACUCACAAAAAGGGCAUGGCAGGAGUCAGUUUUAGCGAUGCUAAGGAAAGGGAGCCAGAGAUUGACCACGAUCUACCAAAACCUCGCUAGGAUCUACCAGUAGAUCGCGAUCGACUUUGUUGAACUUCCCUGUCUUUAAUGGAUCCUUUGUGUUUCAAACGUUAACACAGAUAUAUUUUCCCUCCUCUCUGUAGGGAAGGAACCCAUUCUUUUUAGAGCCCUCGAUUUUAAUUACUAUCACGGAUGGAAACAAGUUGACAAAUAUGGCAGGUGUGCAGGAGGAGGUAAGCUUUCAACUGGAAUAUGGCUGCACUGAAUGUGUUCUCCUGCCAGGAGUUUAAAAAGCACUCCUGUCUGAUAUUCCCUGCAGUGUUAGAGCUGCUUGAUAACCAUUGCAUGUGGAAUUAUUAGUUAUGUUUCUAUCCCGUUCUUCCUGUCUUGCUCAGAGGGAGAUCAGGCUGGAAGAAGAUGCAAACAUGGGAAACUGUUUUAAAUAAUAAUAAUAAAUUUUUAUUUCUAUCCCGCCCUCCCUGGCCGAAACCAGGCUCAGGGUGGCUAUUAUUAUUAUUUAUUUUUAAAAGACAUCUGAAGGCAGCCCUGUUUAGGGAAGUUUUUAAUAUUUAAUGCUGUAUUGUUUUUAGUCCUCGAUUGGGAGCCACCUGGAGUAGCUGGGGAAACUCAGCCAGAUGGGCAGGGUAUAAAUAAUAAUUUAUUAUUAUUACUGUGACAUCAAAUAUAUAACAUUGGUAUAAAAUCAAACAAUAAUUCAAUUACCUCCUCAAAACAAGUCAGGAACAAAUUAUAAUCAUAAUUAGAUGGCUUUCUGCAGGAUUAGAGCUGGGAACAGUAAAUGCUCAUACAGAGUCAGGUUGCUGGUCCUUCUAGCUCAGGAUUCCCUGCCUAGCCGUGGCUGUUCAGGGUUUCAAACAGGGGGCGUGCCCAGCCUUGCCUGAAUAUGUUGUCCUUGUUGAGUUGAUUAGUUGUGCUCGACUCUUCAUGACCCCAUGGACGAGAGCACGCGAAGCACUUCACGUCUUUUCGUUUUUCUUCUAGUAAGCAUGAAAAAGCCAGUUCUCUUCCUGGUAGCAAUGCCGUACUUUUCCAGAAUUAAAAAUCAGAGUCAAGACACUUUGCUUUCCCACCUGCAAUAGGGCAAGUGCUUCUCCUCCGGCAUCCCUUGUAGCCGAGUAAGAUUUUCUUCCAUAAAUAUGGAUUUUAACAGUGAGCCUGUAAGUGACUGUGGAGGCCAAUUCUGGAUUCACACAUCCUUCCACUGUGGGGACAUUGGUUUCUGGGCGGGAGUUGAUCCCAGCGAGUCUUCCUUCCUCUUCGCCCGUUUCUCCCUUGCGUCCCGAGUUUGAGUGUCUUCAAAGCCCACGACACCUUUGGUCAAGGCUGUUCUCCCAUUGGAGCGCUCGCAGGCCAGUGCUUCCCAGUUGCCGAUGUUUGUACUACAUUUUUUAAAGAUUUGCUUUGAGAUCUUUCAACCUCUUUUGGAGACCACAAAACAGACCUCAGCGUAACACUCAAAGCGGAAGUGUGGCACUCAAAUCAGAAGCAGAACCAGGGCCGUCUUGAGCACAUGCGCCGCCAGGGUGCAAAGAUCCGCCCAGCGACCCCAAAUUUUGUUGUGUUGUUGUUGUUUAGAAAGCGAUUGGGGUGGAUCCGGCCCCCGGGCCUUAGUUUGCCUGUCCAUGGACUAGAUCAGGGGUAGGUAACCUAAGGCCUGGGGGCUGGAUGUGGCCCAAUCGCCUUCUCAGUCCGGCCCAUGGACGGUCCGGGAAUCAGCGUGUUUUGACAUGAGUAGAAUGUGUCCUUUUAUUUAAAAUGCAUCUCUGGGUUAUUUGUGGGGCAUAGGAAUUCAUUCUUUUUUUCCUUCAAAAUACAGUGGUGCCUCGCAAGACGAAAUUAAUUCGUUCCGCGAGUUUUUUCGUCUUGUGGUUUCUUCGUCUUGCGAAGCACGGUGUCGGAAAAGCUUUGGAAAAGCUUCAAAAAUCACCAAAGUCUUCAAAAACCUCAAAAAAGGCUACCACACCGCGUGCUAUGAGUUGCUCCUCAAAGUCAAGUCACAACUGUAUUAACGGUUUUAAGAAAAAGGAAACAAACUUGCAAGACGUUUCCGUCUUGCGAAGCAAGCCCAUAGGGAAAAUCGUCUUGCGAAGCAACUCAAAAAACCAAAAACGCUUUCGUUUUGCGAGUUUUCCGUCUUGCGAGGUACCACUGUAUAGUCUAGCCUACCACAUGGUCUGAGGGACGGUGGACUGGCCAAUGGCUGGAAAAGGUUGCUGACCCCUGGAUUAGAUGUUCCCUGCGGUCCCUUCCAGCUCUGUGAUUUGUGAUUCUGUGGUUCCUUUUCAGAAGGAAUCAAAUGAGCUUACUGUUCUAGCGAAGUCUCUAGGUGUCUUGCCUUCCUUUUUAGCUUCAUCUUCCUCUGAAUUCUCCCCUUCCUGGAAGCGAGUUAACCAAAGAACCGUUUCGCUGGGAUCAGAGGCUGUUUGCCCUCGUGCUGCGCUUACCUGGAGCCUCUUCAGUGGAGCCCGAACAGCUAGGAAGUGUCCCGACAGAUGAGUCUGCCAUUACACAGAUGUGUGAAGUCACAGGAGGUAGCCUUUUUGCGCCUUUUUCUUGGUUUGCCAACCUCAAUCCAUCUACUUUGAAAUCAUGACGAGCAUUAGUGCAUUGACACGUAACAUCUGGCUAAGCUUCUCAUUCGUGUCUAUAUGUGCCUAGAUGCCUGUGUCAAACCAAAACCACCAGAAGGCCUGUAUUACACAAAUCCAGUUAAAAAAACACACACGUAAUAGGCCAUAGUGUAACAAUUGCAAAGUUCUUUACUAGAAACUACUUACUUCGUGACAUAAUACAUUAAAAGAUAGCUUUUCAGUUGAUCACCAGGUCCAGUAUGUACAAAAUACAAAUCCUGUUUUGUCAGUGCCAUAGUACUGAUCUAAUUUCUCUAUUUUCUCUUGUAUUUUCCUGUCUGAUAUAUUCCUUAGACGAGUGAUAUGAAAUACUCUUCUAAGUGUCUAAUGAAGAUGAUAGGGUUGGCAGGCAUACUGAACUUAGUGAUCAACUGAAAAGCUACUUUAAGUAGUUUAGGUUUUCUGGUUGUUUUGGUUUUGCGUUUUUUUGUGGCUGUUUAUACUAAAAAUAAAUAAAUGGGUACACUCAUGUAGAAAAAGACAAGUUAUUAAACAUGUUUACCUUCUUUCAGAGUGAAGGUGACCAGGUGCUUAAUGGUGACAUGAACUUUGAGUCUGUAUCUAAGCAAAAAGGACGUUUAGAGAGGCAUGGAGCCUCACUUGCUGAGUAUGUUAAGAAUAAUUUGAUUCCUAGAGGGUUACGCAUCCCAAAGGCACCUACUCAAUUCAAAGAGGAUAACAGAUUUGUGGAAAAAUGGGUGUGAACAAAUUCUCAACAAAUGUUCCAGUGAUUUAAUGUUGUUAAUAAUAGAACAAUUCGUAGCCAGUUUAGACCAGAUUAAUAAGGAUAUAGAGGAGGCGAAAGAAUGUGGUGAAGCCAAGCUAAACAAACUUGAUUAUGACAAACUCAUACAAACGACAGAAGAAUACAUGAAGAACUUCUCUAAUGAACUCACUAAUUUGAAAAGGAAGAAAUUAAGUAGAGAUCAUAAUGACUAUUCAACAGAUGGAGUUUAUUUAUGGCUUACCCCCACUGGACAGGUUGAAAAAAAGUCCAAGAGACCUACUAAUCAACAAACCUUGACCACUCCUGCAGAUUAUGAUACACUGGUACCUCGGGUUAAGAACUUAAUUCGUUCUGGAGGUCCGUUCUUAACCUGAAACUGUUCUUAACCUGAAGCACCACUUUAGCUAAUGGGGCCUCCUGCUGCCGCUGCGCUGCCAGAGCACGAUUUCUGUUCUCAUCCUGAAGCAAAGCCCUUAGCCCAAGGUACUAUUGCUGGGUUAGCAGAGUCUGUAACCUGAAGCGUAUGUAACCUGAGGUACCACUGUACUUCUAGUUUUUCUAGCUAGAGUGGAACAGAUGAAGAUAGGGAACCUAGACUCAGAUCAUUGUCUGCCUGUGCCAGCAUCUCCCAGUGCCAGGUUCUUUUGUCUGCCAACCCUAUCAUUAGACACUUAGAAGAUUAUUUCAUGUCACUCGUCUGAGGAAUACAUUAGACAGAAAAAUACAUUUUACAUUUAUGUGUAUAUGCCUAUGUCUGCAAAAAGGUCCUGAAUGGGGUAACUGUGCCCCUGAAGGACCAGGUGCGCAGCCUGGGCUUCAUUUUGGAUCCAUGGAGGCGCAGGUCCAUUCUGUGUCCAGGGCAGCUCCAUCUGGUACGCAGGAUGAGACCCUCCCUGCCUGCAGGCUUUCUUGCCAGAGCGGUGCACACUCCGGUUAUCUCCCACUUGGACUACUGCAAUGCACUCUACGUGGUGACCCGUGAAGGUGACCCGGAAACUACAAUUAAUCCAGAAUGCGACAGCUAGACUAGUGACUGGGAGCGGCUGCUGAGACCACAUAACACUGGUCUUGAGAGCAGAGCGAGGACCACCUUCUCCUGUGCUGGUCGGCUUCCUGUUGGCUGCAGGAAGCUCCUGCAGCCAAUGGGAAACUGCUCGUGCCUCCUCCGCACCGGAAGCAGUGUCGUUAAUAGCAUUUGUGCAUGCGCGUGCACACUCCAGCCCACCACAGCAUCUGUGGGACCAUGAACUGACCCCUGAGAUAAAGCUUUUAUUUCCUGCUAAACCUGGAAGUCAGGUAGGCAUUCAACCUAGCGCCAGGUUCAACUUCCUUGGCGGUGUACCUCAUGAGCUAGCAGAAUGGCUUGCAUGAGAGAAGGCUACAGGAAGUCACAGUGUUUCUCAUGGCUGGUUGCACAACAGAUUGCUGUAGCCCCGAUCCGUCUUGUUGCCCAUCCAGUCUCAAAGUAAACCCAUUGGCGUUGCUAUUGUGCAGCUAUUCUCACCCUUACGCUAGCACAACAGCCCUUGCACUGGCUGUUUGAAAACAUGGAAUCUGUGCCAUAGUUUUGUUCUGAGGCAGGAAUCCCCAACCUGUGGUCCUCCAGAUGUUUUGGCCUGCAACUCCCAUGAUCCCUACCUAACAGGACCCCAGUGGUCAGGGAUGAUGGGAAUUGUAGUCCAAAACAUCUGGCGGGCCAAAGGUUGGGGAUGCCUUAUCUGAGGUAUGAUAAGACCGAAACCCGUGUAUUCUGUUCAGUGGCGCUUCUUUACAAAGGGGAUAAACAAGAUUCAGCAGCUUGUGUGCAAAGUUAAAUAUCCUCCGCUUUAAUCAGGCCAGGCAUUGGUGCCAUAGGGAAGACAAUGGCAGGGGGCGCUUGUACCUCACAUACAACAAUACUGAUGUCUUCUUUUUUCCCAUAAGCUGGUAUGAUGGAAAGUCUACUUCAUGGGUAGGCAAACUAAGGCCCAACCGCCUUCUAAAUCUGGCCCGCGGACAGUCUGGGAAUCAGUGUGUUUUGACACUAGUAGAAUGUAUCCUUUUAUUUAAAAUGCAUCUCUGAGUUAUUUGUGGGGCAUAGGAAUUCGUUCAUUUUUUAUUUUAUAUUUUGAAAUAUAGUCCAGCCCCCCACAAGGUCUGAGGGACAGUGGACUGACCCCAUGCUGAAAAAGUUUGCUGACCCCUGGUCUGUUUCAAUAGUAGCCUUUUGCCAUAUUCACAAGUCAUGUUGCCUUCAGAAUCUCCUUAUCUCUUCGCUUUCCAUUAUAGGACGUUCCUAUUGUGUUCGGACUCAGAGGAUGCUGAACCAGUGUUUAGAAUCUCUUGCUCAGAAAGUUCAGAGUGGUGUUGUCAUAAACUUUGAGAAAUCUGGACCCGAUCCACCCUACAUUGGGGAAGGUAUGGUAAACGCUUUAUGACCAUUGUAAACUCUUAAGGUUUGCAAAUGUGUAAACGUCUUUGGUAAAAAAAAGGACGAUAUUGCAAAACCAGAGUAGAUUCUGUACACAAUAUUGUAUUAUAACUUUGCUUCUGACAUUUCUGUUGAACAAUUAUCUUCAGUUCUUUGAAUGCUUAAACUGGUUCAUUUCUUGCUCCGGAAAUGAUUCUCCUGCUGCAUGUUUUCAUUCUUGGAUGCAAAACUAAUCUUUAUCUUAAACACAAAACCACCACGCAGACUUUUUAAUCUCCCCUCCCCCAAAUUAUCUUAGGCACAAAACCAGUCAAUAGACCUACUUUUCCCAAAACAGUCUUAGAUGUGCAACCACUACACAGACUUCUUUGUUUUUCCAACUCAAAAUAUCAGUUUUACAGCUAAUCUGUUCGCGCGUGGCUUUGAGAAAACACAUCUAAGUAGUGAUUGGAAAAGUAAUGCUUGAGACCUAAUGUGCUGUACUAACUUAUUAUUGUUCUCCUUUUGGAUUUUAGAUGGACUUGUUGAUGUCACCAGACCUAUCAAUUCUUUUGGUUCUCAGCCAUGGCACAGCUGUCAUAAGCUCAUCUAUGUGAGGCCUAAUCCUAAAACAGGCGUUCCUGUUGGGCAUUGGCCAAUUCCAGAAUCCUUUUGGCCCGAUCAAAAUUCACCAACACUGGUAUGUCGCAGGGCUUUCAAGCUUCUUUGCAGAUACGGUCAACGCAAAUGUCUUUUGGUGACCAUUGGUAAUGUGGUGGAAAGUAGCUGGACAGCUUAGUCGAUAGAGCAUGAGACUCAUAAUCUCAGGAUCGUGGAUUUGAGUCCCACCUUGGGCAAAAAGGGUUCCUGCGUUGCAGGGGGUUGCAGGGAAAGCAAAUGAUCCUUGCUUUCCCUUCCAGCUCUGAUUCUCUGUUUUCAGAUCGCAUCCAAUCUCAAGUAACACUGGGUAGCCCUAAUACAUGGGUCAGCAAACUAAGGUCCACGGGUUGGAUCAGGCCCAAUUGCCCACGGGCAGUCCUGGAAUCGCCGCUUGGAUCGGCGUGAUUGUUCGGGGUUGCGCCAUUUUUUUGCAUUUUUUUUUAGGUGCCUUCCCCCACACUGCCUCCUCCCUCCCGGCUUCUCCCCAUCCUGCGAAGGAAGGGAGCUGGGCUUUGAUUGGUGCCAGCCAAUCCAAAGCCUCGUCGCCCACGCGCCAAGGUGUGGCCCAGGCUCACCAUCUGCCCUCUGGCCUCUCCACCCAUGGCUGCGCUGUGGGCAUCGUGACGGCUGCGUCGCGGGGCUUUGGCUGGAGCUGGGUGCGUCUGUGGGCCCUGUGCCUGGCGCCCUGGAAAGCUGGCCCGGAAAGCAGAGGCGGCGGCGGCUCCCAACCGCAGGCAGAGCGGCGGAGGAGGUAGGAAAGCAGGGGGGGAGGGGCUGGGGGAGAGAGAGAAGCCCCCUUCUGCUGCACGUGCGCAGUCCGGCCCGCCACAAGGUCUGAGGGGCAAUGAACCGUUCUCCUAAAAAUGUUUGCUGACCCCUACCCUAAUAUCCCCCCUUGCAACCUCUUAAUUCUCCCACUGUGGGGAUCAUGUAGGCCAGAGGUCAGCAAACUUUUUCAGCAGGGGGCUGGUCCACUGUCCCUCAGACCUUGUGGGGGGCCAGACUAUACUUGGAAAAAAAUAUAUGAACGAAUUCCUAUGCCCUAUAAAUCACCCAGAGAUGCAUUUUAAAUAAAAGCACGCAUUCUACUCAUGUAAAAACACACUGAUUCCCGGACCAUCUGCGGGCCAGAUUUAGAAGGCGAUUGGGCCAGAUCCGGCCCAAUCACAUUCUUAUCCGGCCCCUGGGUGGUCUGGGAAUCAGUGUGUUUUGACACAAGUAGAAUGUGCCCUUUUAUUUAAAAUGCAUCUCUGGGUUAUUUGUGGGGCAUAGGAAUUCGUUCAUCCCCCCCUUCCCCCCCAAAAUCUAGUCCGGCCCCCCACAAGGUCUGAGGGACAGUGGACCGACCCCCUGCUGAAAAAGUUCGCCGACCCCUGUUACAGACCAACCUUCUGGAACAUUGUGACUAAUGUAUUCUACAUUUUGAACACUUGGUGCUGGGUAGCUAUUGAGCUAGCCAUUCUUUGCGAUGUUUUGUGGAGUAUUAUGAAAAAAGGAAUAAAUUAACCUAGCUGGCCAAUUGGCUCUUGGGAUGACGCCCUGUAAGCUCGGUAGUGGCACCCGCCCUGUGGAACGCCCUCCCACCAGAUGUCAAAGAGAAAAACAACUACCAGACUUUUAGAAGACAUCUGAAGGAAGCCCUAUUUAGGGAAGCUUUUAAUGUUUGACGGACUAUUGUAUUUUAAUGUUCUGUUGGAGACCGCCCAGAGUGGCUGGGGAAACACAACCAGAUGGGUAGGGUAUAAAUAAUGAAUUAUUAUUAUUGUUGUUGUUGUUAUUUCCCUUUUCCUCCAAAUGGUUCUUAUUCCCGUUCUUCCUUCCCCCCCACUUCCUAGCCUCCCCGCACAGCCCACCCAGUGGUGAGGUUCUCCUGCACGGAUUGCGAGCCCAUGGUGAUCGACAAGCUUCCCUUUGACAAGUACGAGCUCGAACCAUCACCUCUAACUCAGUACAUCUUGGAGCGGAAGUCGCCUAUUGUGUGCUGGCAGGUAUUUGCGAUAUACCCAUUCCAGGGUUCCCAAGCCAGUCCGGGAUAAACUUUGCAGGUGAAAGUAGAGAGAAUGCCCUGUAUUAGUCUCUCUCUCUCCCCCCGCCCCCCCAAUAGCAGCCAGGUCGUCGCAUGUUGAAGACCGUAGCUUGGGACCUCAGCAUUUGCAAUCCAGCUUAGCAGAGCUGGAGAAGAACUUUCUCUUCCUGAGGACUGUUCCCAGUUGAAACAUUGGUUUUCGACAUCUGCCCAUGCGCCAUUGCAGAAUUGCUAAUCCCUUACAGCCCUUUAGUGCCGCUAUAUGCCACGCUUUUUAGAUAAAAGUUCAGAGAAGUUGCAACUUUUUUUAAAAGAAAAAAAAAAAGGUAAAGGGACCCGGGACCGUUAAGUCCAGUCGCGGACGACGGGUUGCGGCUCUCAUCUAACUUUACUGGCCAAGGGAGCCAGUGUUGUCCGCAGACAGUUUUUCCGGGUCAUGUGGCCAGCAUGACUAAGCCGCUUCUGGCGAAACCAGAGUAGCACACGGAAACGCCGUUUACCUUCCCGCCGGAGCGGUACCUAUUUAUCUACUUGCACUUUGACGUGCUUUUGAACUGCUAGGUUGGCAGGAGCAGGGACCGAGCAACGGGAGCUCACCCUGUCACGGAGAUUCGAAGCGCCGACCUUCCAAUCGGAAAGGCCUCGGCUCAGUUGUUUAGACCACAGCGCCACCCGUGUCCCUUUCUGCAACGUUUUGAGAAGCUCAUAUUUAUAAUAACAAUACAAGAAUUAUCAAAAUGGAUCACAUUUUAUUCAAGCCUAGCCUUAUCUUCAUUUAAGGAGCCCAAGCAAAAGCAUUCUUUUUCUCCCAGGCCAUUGGCUAACAAAACCAUCUACCGUGCCAUGUACCUGUGCAGAACAGGCACGUCCGGUUGCGGAAACCUUGGGAUCUGAUCGGAGUCGAGCCCAUUGGCAACCGGAGGUACAGUGGCACCUCGGGUUAAGUACUUAAUUCGUUGCGGAGGUCCGUUCUUAACCUGAAACUGUUCUUAACCUGAAGCACCACUUUAGCUAAUGGGGCCUCCCGCUGCUGCCGCGCUGCCGGAGCACAAUUUCUGUUCUCAUCUUGAAGCAAAGUUCUUAACCUGAAGCGCUAUUUCUGGGUUAGCAGAGUCUGUAACCUGAAGCAUAUGUAACCCGAGGUACCACUGUACCACUAUAUCUUGGUUUGAUAAGGGGGAGGGGGAGAAGGAAUCUUUGCUUUGCAGAAGCAAUGCCUCCCCAUAAACCAGGUAUGUCCAAAGUGCGUUCCAGGGGCCUCAUCUGGAAGUCAGGGAGGGGGACGGGAGGAAGUCAAAGCUCAAUUUGCGCCAAGAUCUAUGUGAUGAAGAAAUUUCAUUUGGUUGUUCUAAAGCAGGCAUGUCCAAGGUCCGUUUCGGGGGCCCAGUCUGGCACGCUGGUUGGUUUAAUCCGGUUUAUUUCCUGGGGUAAAGUCCAAAAAAAAAACCCUCAACAACUUCAAUCCUAAAAAAAGCUCAACUUUGGGGUAAAAUCCUAAAAGAAGCUCAACAGCUUCAACCCCCCCCCCAAGUUCAAAAACUUCAGCUCUAAAGAAACCUCAAUUUGGGGGUAAAUCCUAAAAAAAGCUCAACAGCUUCAAUCCCAAAAGAAUCUCAACAACUUUGGUCGGCCCUCACGCAUUUUCACUUCAUCAAAUCUGGCCCUCUUUGGAAAAGGUUUGGGCACCCCGAUCUCUGGUCUUAAACUGUGAGUGUGGGGAGUUAUUGUUUUGAUUUGCUACUAUACUAUUCAUUUUUGUGUCUUUACACCGUAGACUGCGUUUUGAUCCUCGGAUGAAAGGGGGGUAUAGAUAUUUAAUAAAUAAAAGACAUUGCCUUCUGAUACUUUUAAUUUAAAAGGUUUUUUUUUUAAAAAAAAUGGACUCUGCAGCCCUUGAACAAUUAUAUACCCAAUCAUUUGCAACUGACUUGAGUGGGAAGUUGAUCAGAUCCAGAGCAUUUUCCUAAUUGCUUAAACAAUUGUCAAUCAAGUGGGCAACACUAUCUCUAUUAUUCUUAGUCCCGUGUACCAAUUUUAAGUUGAUUAUUUGAGUGAUCUGUUUGAGUAGCCAAAAAAGCUCCAAUUACCCUGUGGAGGAAUGGAGAUUUCGUUUUAAAAGAUAAGUCUGCUGGGUGUUGACAGUGUGAGACCGCCUUUUGAGCAAGGGCUGGUGAUGAGUUUUCUUGCAUUUGGGUUCUAAGAACAUGGUUGGGUUUCCUUUUUCCUCUCCUCCCCCCCCCCCCAUGUACACUAAUCUGUUAGAAAUGAAAAAUACAAAACAAUAACCACACGUAGAAAACAAAUAAUACACCCAUGUGACUUUUCUCCUCCAAUACCCGUCAUCUCUUAACCUUUAAGUCAGGCAUCCCCAAUCUUUGGCCCUCCAGGUGUUUUGGACUACAAUUCCCAUCAUCCCUGACCACUGGGGUCCUGUUAGCUAGGGAUCAUGGGAGUUGUAGGCCAAAACAUCUGGAGGGCUGCAAGUUGGGGAUUCUUUCUUUAAGUUCUUAAUUAACAUUGCAUCUUUGGUAUCUCACCCCCAAUACUCCCAAUAUAUAACUUUUUUCUAGUUUCACUUUGCAAGCUUAAUCUAUACAUAUCAACAUAUUACCCUUAGAGCAGUGUUUUUUCAUGUAAAUUCAAAACUUUGCCAUUCUGUCCUUAAUUUCUGGCAUGUCUGAUACCUUAUGGCUGCUGUUAAAUUUACUAAUUCUUUAAAUUCAUUUAAUUUACAUCUCCAAUCUUCCUUUGUGGGGAUAUUUCCGUUCCAAUUCUUUGCAAGUAAUAAUCUCGCUGCGGCUGUGGUUGGGCUUCAAACCCACAAUGUCCUUCCUAGAAGUGUAGCUCUGCAGAGCUGGUUCUAGCCAUGUAUGUUUCUUCGGUCUGUGAAUUGGUGGUGCUGUUUUAUUUCACCCCAGAUUUGAACCUGGAAAGAUCUCCAGAGCCCCAUAAGAUCUAAAAAAAAAUCCAAAUGCAAUGAAAUUGGGGCUGCUUCUACAGCCUCCAACACCUGGGGUUGUUCUCGAAUAUAGUGUGUCUUCUCCUCUUCCUCCCAAACCCACCAGUUCUUAACAAGAACCUGUGGCUGUUUGGUUUGACCUCCCAAGGGCUGGCAGUGGAGUGGUCUGUUAUUAUUAAUAAUUAUUAAUUUAUUAUUUAUUCCCCAGCCACUCUGGGUGGCUUCCAACAGAACACUAAAAACAGAAUAAAACUUCAAACAUUCAAAACUUCUCUAAACAGGGCUGCCUUCAGAUGUCUUCUAAGAGUCCGAUAGUUGUUUAUUUCUUUGACAUCUGAUGGGAGGGAAGGCCCGCCGAGAAGGCCCUUGGCCUGGAUCCCUGUAACCUUGCUUCUCGCAGGGAGGGAACUGCCAGAAGGCCCUUGGGAAAGGAACCCCGGCAUCUGGGAUGGAGACGCUUCUUCAGGUCUACUGGGCCAAGGCUGUUCAGGGCCUUUGAAUUGUGCUUGGAAACGUCCCGGGAGCCAGUGCAGGUCUUUCAAGACUGGUGUUAUGUGGUCUCGGCGGUUGCUCCCAGUCCCCAGUCUGGCUGCCGCAUUCUGGAUUAAUUGCAGUUUCUGAGUCACCUUCAAUGGGAGCCCCACGUAGAGCCCAUUGCAGUAGUCCAAGCGGGAGAUAACUAGAGCAUGCACCACUCUGGUGAGACAGUCUGCAGGCAGGUAGGGUCUCAUCCUGCAUACCAGAUGGAGCUGGUAGACAGCUGUCCUGGACACAGAAUUGACCUGCACCUCCAUGGACAGAGGUGAGCCCAAAAUGACCCCCAGGCUGCGCAGCUGGUCCUUCAGGGACACAGUUGCCCCAUUCAGGACCAGGGAGUCCCCUCCCCAGCUGCUCACGCAUAACAGUACUUCUGUCUUGUCAGGAUUCAACUUCAAUCUGUUAGCCGCCAUCCAUCCUCCAUCCGCCUCCAGACACUCACACAGGACCUUCACUGCCCUCACUGGUUCUGAUUUAAAAGAGAGGUAGAGCUGGGUGUCAUCCACAUAUGGAUGAACCUCUAGCCCAAACCCCAUGAUGAUCUCUCCCAGCGGCUUCAUGUCAACGUUAAAAAGCCGGGGGGGGGGGGGAUGGAGCCCUGAGGCACCCUGUUGUCUCCCAUCCAGAACAACGCACCCUUUCACUCUCCGAGGGCCGAGAGAGGGGAGGCAGGGGCCGUAGUUGUGCUUCAGGCAGUGAAGAUCUGAUUUUAAUAAUAGCCCACCAUCUGGACAAGUGGGGCCAAUACCACUGAAAAGUACAGUAGUUCUAGACUUCCGGGGUGGCACCAUCGGCAAUGGCGGACUCCCUCUGAUCUGGAGGGACUAGCUCCACGCGAAAUGGGUCUUUUCCGCUAUGGCGAAGCGGGGACCCUUUCAAAAAUCACAGGCGGAUGAAGCCUGUGACCAUGGGACUCGGCGGACACCUUUAGCGCCCCCCCAACCCGCAAAGGAACCCACUAACGGGCUCCGGAGCAAAGCGGGGGAAGUGGCGCGGUGCUGAGAGUCAGCUGCUCCUUCCGUGGAGCGAAGCCGCACAGCCAUUGCCGGAGAGAGCUGCCUUUUUCCUGGGACAAUUUGGCUUCUAAAAUAAUCGCCCGUGAGUACUUAAAUUUCGGACAAUUGGACUUUAAAUAAGGACUUGCGAGCAGAAAGGAAAAUUGGACUUAAAAGUUUACCUCAAUUUGGCACUGAAACGGGAAGGUCUAAACAGGAAGUCAGCCUUCCGUUUCUUUGUAGAUAGAUUAAAGCAAAGACAUGGCAAACUAGAGCUCAGAAAAUCGCUUGUAAAAGAUUAACUUUCAUCAUUUAAAAUUGUUGAACCCCCUUCGGAAGCAGAAGAGGGGGGAUUUUUUCGGACUGUUUAAACCUGCAGAAGUGAGUGUAAAGUAAAGUAAUUUUCCACCGUCCUGAUCCUGGAGCGGGGUGUCAGGACUGACGUUUAUUGAAGCUCAUUGACCAGAGACAAACGUUUUUGACAGAUAGCUAUAAGAAGAGAAACAUUGAUUCCAUUGUUGCCCUUCGCAUUUUAAAGGAACAAAUAUUGACAAAAUAUCUGAAAAAGGAAACUUUGUUGUUAGACUUGUCUUUAAAAGAAAGAUGAAAUAGAAGUUUUCCCCCUAGAGGGAGACUGUGAAACUGUAACCAACUCCGGGGAGCUUGCAGCUGUUACAGAUUACAAUCGUGGGAAUAGACUUCUGACCUUGCAGGACAAUGUAUUCAGAAGCUCUGUUGUGUGCUUUCUGUAAAACAAAUGCCCUACUGGAACAGCUACAUGAGAAGAUGGACUUGAUGACUGAUGCGAUCAGAAAUUUUGAACAGGCAGUGGGAAAUUAUAUGGAGCCCACCCAGGAAUUAAAUCAGGAGUGUGCCCUGACAGAACAGAUGAGGGAAGAGGAUGUUGCUGAAUCUUGGGCGCCAGAGAUGAAGGAAGCUGUGGCCCAGCAGGAACAUGAGCUUUUGGAUUUGACAAAUGAACUUGGAAAAAGUCAGAUUUGGAAAGAUAAAGUUUGGUUUGGUUUGGAAAUGGGGGGUUGGAUAGACCCCCCUAUGCAGGGAUGUUUGGACUUUUCAAGUCUGGCAAUGGGCCGUGAGAUGUUUGGGGUUGUGGGGGCUCUUAAUUUUGGAGGGAUUUUGAAACAUGUUCUUAAAUACCACAUGGAGUUUAGUGUGGACUAUGGAAAAGGGGCUGAUUUGUCGAGAAGGGUCAAAAACAUUGUUAAGCUGGAGUUCCCACGAGUGAAAGAAGCAGGAGACAAAGGAAAAUACAGUUAGAAAUAUGAAGAAGAGCCGCGGAAGGGACAUGGAAGAGACUUAAGGGCCUCGGAUACAAGGUUACCAGGUUAAUGCGCUAGAUCGAUGGGAUAAUAAGGACUGACAAAACCCGGGACCAGGAGGAAGGGACGCUGGAUGAAGAUUGGAUUGUUUUUAUUUCUUUUUUUUACUACUAGGAUUGUUUUAUAAAUUGAUGAAUGUUAGAAAAAUGUUGGAACGAAAUUACUUGGCUUUAGCAAAAAUGUUUAAAGAAUUAUGUAAGAAUAUUAUGGUUACGAGAAGUUGGUAAAAAUAAGAUUUAAGUUUUAAGCUUUAAGGUUCUUUAUAAUAAGAGAAGAUUAAAAUAGAUUAAGGUAAUGUAAUGACAGAAUAUUAUGAAAUAUGGAAAGGAUUUGCUGCGACAAUUAACAACUAGGAUACAAAAAAAGGGAGGAGGAGGAGGUCAAAGAAAGAAGGCAAUGACAGUUGAGGAUUUGAGAAUGAUGGAUUUGUUUUUGAGUGUUUGUGGUGUACUUUUGUUUUUUUGAAUUUGUAUUGUUUGAUGUGGUUUGUUUUUUCUUUGUUUUUUCUUUCUCUUUUUCUGCUUUGUUCUCUUUUGUAAUUCUAAAAAUUUUCAAUAAAUAUCAUUUGAAAAGUGCAGUAGUUCCUUAAUAGCUGUACCCCAACAUCAAGGAAUAAUACAGUGGACCCUGAAGGUAACGUAACUUUCCAGUUGCGAAUGCAGCAAACCCGGAAGUGUAGAAGCGCCCUAUCUGGAGGACCCACUGUAAAAGGGCCUAUCUAAGCACUUUAAAUUUUAGGUGAUUAGAAGCUUUGAUGCACUCUCUAGUCCAGGGGUGGUGAACCUUCAGCCUUCCAGCCGUUCAGCAACAUCCGAAGGGUUCCCCUACAUAUUGUUCUGUGGACUGGAAUUGGGUUUGUAGUGAGACUGAUGUCAAUUAAUGUGGAGCCGCCUCAGAGCCAUCAUAGGCUUGCCUGCUGAUUGAUAAAUGUGUUACAAAAACAAUAGGAAUAUUACUGCUUGAAUAUAUUCAGCAAUUCACUUAUAACAGGCACAUCCAACUGGUAGAUCGUGAUCUACCAGUAGAUCACUGGUUCCCCUAUAAAAGCUCAACAUUUUUGCCCUUCAACCCCGAAAAACGGGGCUUUCCUCCUCCCUAAAAGAAGUUCAACAGCUUUGACCUGAACCCCAAAAUAGGGGGUAGAUCACCAUUACUGCCAGUUUAUGAGUAGAUUUCAGUCUCUCAGGAGUUGGCCACAUAACAUUCAUAACAUUUUCUUUCUUCCAAUCAUAAUUACAGGGCAGAUCACAGCAUAGUAUAGCAAAUACAUAAAACCCACCGAUCAAACAAAGUGAAUUUACAAGAAGUUCAGUCAGCUUUUGUGGGUUUUCCCCCCGUCAGCUUGAAUCAGAAUGUCAUGCAGACCAGCUGCUUUUCUCAUGAUCAUAUUAACUGGUGGUACUGUCCUGAGGUAACAGCUGUCCAUAAAGGAAUAAGAGUGAUUUUAUUAUAGAUAGUGUAAUUAUUGGACGCCUGGUUUGACUCUUGGUAGAAAGCUUUGUGCGUUGGUAGCUCUGUUCAGCCAAGAAACUUCCUUUUCUGUGUCUUGCAGGACCGUAAAUGGGCAAAAACCAAGUAAACUGCCCAGGAUUCCUCCCCUGAGCCUCUGAGAGAAGGGGGAAAACAAUUGCGCUGUGACUAUUGCAAAAAACACACGCCACGCCACGUCUGUGAAAACGCCAGGAUGUUUUGAAUUCCUCCGAAGGCCAGCAGCCCCUUGCAUGUGCUGAACUUUUGUCUCUUCCUUUGUCGUUCUCCAGGUGUUUGUGAGCACCAGCGGCAAGUACAGUGAACUGGGCCACCCCUUUGGAUACCUGAAAGCCAGCACCACUCUGACGUGCGUCAAUCUCUUUGUCAUGCCGUACAACUACCCUGUCCUUCUCCCUCUGCUAGGUGAGUGUGGUGCAGAGUGUCUCGGCGCAGCCGAGCAGGAAAGGGAGCCUGUCUGCCCGCGGUGUUUACUUGCCAGCCGUUUUCUUAGGUGGGACGGGAGGCCGGAGCGCCUCGAGGGUUGCAGGCGGCUCCAUUGGAAGGAGAGGGAUUUUUACACCCGCCCUCUCCCUUUUUCUCUCUGCAGCAGAGGAGGAGAGCCGCCUGCUUCGUGGGCAUGUUUGACGCUGCUCACCUCCUCGACUCGUAGCUCCUUCCUUAAUUGGAGUAAGGUUCAACCUCCGUUCUUUUCCCCUCUUUCAGGACGUUGGUGCCUGCAUAGUCUUUUGCAGCAGCGUUGUGUUGCCCGUUUUUCAUUGGGCUUUGUGAGCUGGGGGCGCACAUUUCCAAAGGGGGCACACGGGGAAGAAGGCAUCCCAGAGAGGACUAGAAUAUGGUUACCAGAUGUUCCUGGGACCACAAAUAUAUGCCUCCAAGAAGCAAAUGGGAUUAGAACCUUUCAAGAAGUGGUCCAGGAAACAAGAACAACUCCGUAUGGGGCUGUGUGUUCUUCCAGAGAGGCAAGAAAUAUGGUUACCAGGCGGCCCCGUUUCCCGGGGAAAGUCGCCGGAUUUACAAACCUGUCCCUGGACAACAUCCAUCCCUGGAUUUCAUUUCAUGUCCCCGGAUUUAUAUUUUAAGCGUUGUAGAUUUAUUAGUAGGAAAUGAACAUUGCGUGAUUGGUUCAAUGGCAGAAGACACAUCACACAGGGACUUAAGGUGAGGCAAAAUGGCAGGUGCCACAGCAGUGAGCAGCUCCAGAAGCCACUGGAGCCAAUUGCACUACCAGGCUACUGAGGCUGCCUCUACUGCCAAGGAGCAAAUGACGCCCGACGCAUCAACUGGGGGAACCACUAACCUGCCCCCUGCAACCCAAAUCGAGCCGGGGGUGAGAGCAUCCAGCUGACUGCCCAGUGGCGCUCCAGGGCCAGGAAAACCCCAGAGCCAACGCAGGGAGGAGGAGAGGAGGAGGAAGGAGAAAAAAGAGGCAAGCCCCGACCUUGACGCGCCAUUGCCGGAUAUCGUCUGGGGACAGAUUUGUAAAUCCAGGGACUGUCCCCGGGAAACGGGAUUGUCUGGUAACCAUAAUAUAGAAGUGCAUGCGCCUUGAGCUAUUUCUUGCCUCUCUGGAAGAACACACUCGCACACCCAUACGGAGUUGUUCUUGUUUCCUGGAUCACUUCUUGAAAGGUUCUAAUCCCAUUUGCUUCUUGGAGGCAUAUAUUUAUGGUGGCUGCAUUUUAAAAACACAAGCUCUGCUGAACCUGCUCUUCCGUGCCCCCUUCCCCGCAACUCUUUAAUAGAAGGUUUUGGGGAAAUGCUCAGGCAGGCUUCAUGAAUCGCCUGGGGCUUUCCAGAGGCUUUGAAUUGCUUUGGUGCAGCUCAUGGUGUCCUGAAGCGAUCUCCUCUUGUUUCUCUGCCCCCCAAAAAGCACAACUGUGAGGUUCCUCCUGACUGCAACCCGUUAAAAAAUUCUUUCCCCAACAUUCAUGUAGAAAGAAUCUUACAUCAGAGGACUCUAUUUUUGUCUGCAUCAGCCUUCCUUGUUCAAUAGGUGCUAUUUGUUGGAUGUGUGGCCACUCUUCUGAGUGGUACCCCUUCUGUCAAAUAACCCUUGGAUUCUUCCAGGAAUUAAGCUACAAGGAAUUUUGCCAGUCUCAAUAAUGGCACAUGUAGGGUACCUUGUUUUGGGUCAAGCUUCUGUUGGGAAUAGUUUCUCAGAUACUUAGUAUCAUAAUUUACCAUACUUUUUUUGUGGCAAAGACUAGGUUAUUUUUUACUCUAAAACAGGCUUCUCCAAAAAUCCGUUCCGGGGGCCUAAUCUGGCCCCCCGGUCAGUUUAAUCUGGCCCCUGUGGCAGUUUAUUUCCUGGGGUAAAAUACUAAAGAAACCUUAACAUCAACCCUAAAAGAAGCUCAACAACUUUGGUUGGCCCUCAUGCAUGUUCACAUCAUCAAAUCUGGCCCUCUUUGAAAAAAGUUUGGGCACCCCAAUCUAAGGCCUUUAAAUUGUGAGUGUGGGGAGGGGGGUUAAUUGAUUUUGGGGUAAAACCCUAAAGAAAGCUCAACAACUUCAAAAGGUCGACAACUUUGGUUGGCCCUUUGGUCGGCCUCCACAGCCCUUCACUUCAUAAAAUCUGGCCCUCUUUGAAAAAAGUUUGGAAACCACUGCCUAAAAGAAUGUUAAAAAACCGGGGGUCAUCAUCUCCCCCCAUUUCCAUAAAUUUGUGCCCCCCAAAUAGGGGUCAUAUGAUACAUGGAAAAAUACGGUAAAUACACACUUAAAACAUUUCACUUUCAACAGUACCACAGAAUUAAUAGUUCAAAGUAUGGGCUCUCCCCUUUGCAUGGGAUUGUAAGGGGAAUAUACGGAAUGUGUUGGCAUCUAAAACGAGGAAAAUCUUAAGUUGUUUAGGACUUCAGAGGUCUUCAGACUGAGCACUGCUGGUUCCCUUCAUUCAAAGCUGUGAUUGUUACUCUGCUAAGGUACAGCUUAAUUUUUGGCUCUGUGGAUCCCUUCCACUGCCUGUGUCAAAACUGGAUAUAUAAGGAGGAGAGAGGCUAAAGAGAGAGAAAAGCCCAUGGAAGCAUAAAAACUCUCCAGAUUGUUGUUCUCAAGGGAUGUUCCCGCGGAGCAUGACUCUGCUCGGAUACUAUGACUGGAACAUGGGGCAUGCGGGUGACUGGUCUUGUUUCUCCUCCGUGCAGAUGACUUUUUUAAGGUUCACAAGCUGAAGCCCAAUCCAAAGUGGCGGCAAUCUUUGGACAACUACUUAAAAACCAUGCCUCCCUACUACUUGCUGGUACGUACCUCUUGCGAACUCAGUGGCCCUAAAUAAAUGAAUUGGUGGCUGGCUGUCCUUGGCAGAGCGGUUUUUACGUGUCUUCUGCUGGAAACCAAACAGCCCACAGGCCAGGGUUCAAAAACCAAAAAUGCUUUGCAGCUUAGCACGACUUACUGGCCCCUCGUCCUUGGAUUGCUAUCGAGCGCAAGUCCAGCAUUUAUUCUUUCGGCUCUCCCUCCUCCCCUUGGGAAUACUUCUUUGCUGCGACUGGCAGUGUGGAAAAGCUCCUAGUGAAGCCCUCCUCUGCCCCCGGAUAAAUCUCAUUUAACAAAGGGCUGGGCUGGGGAGGAAGCUGGGGGGUGCGGUGGAAGCGGCAGAAACCUCCCUCAUCGCUUGGGCAAGACGCCGCUGUGUGGACUUGCCAUAUCCCAGCAAUCAGGGACUCUCGCCUCUGUGUGGAAUCAGCUGGUGGUGCUGCACUGCAAAGCACCACGCUCGCAGUGUAGCCCGAUGCCCGCCGGCGAGCCAGCUGAAACCCACCUCGCUUCCCAAAGCGUCAAUGCCAAGCUUCCUCAACCUCGGCCCUCCAGAUGUUUUUUUGUUCUACAACUCUCAUGAUCCCUAGCUAGCAGGACCAGUGGUCAGGGAUGAUGGGAAUUGUAGUCUCAAAGCAUCUGGAGGGCCGAGGUCGCCUUUGCCUGCCUUAGCUUGACGUAACACUGAUCUGCGAGGAACUUUAAAAAAACAACGGAAAAACUUUUUUUUAAAAGAAAAAAGAAUAUUUUUGACCCUCUUCUUACUCUUUUUUGUUUUGUUUUCCUUAUAGCCGUUAAAGAAAGCCCUAAGGAUGAUGGGAGCUCCAAAUCUGAUAUCAGAUAAUUUAGAUUGUGGACUUAGUUACAGUGUUAUCUCUUACCUUAAAAAACUCAGCCAACAGGUAGUAUCGACAAAACCUUUGCAAUCAGAAGUACAUUGAUGAUGAUGACUAUGAUGAUGAUUUGUUUUAUUUUUAGUGUGUUUUGCUCUGGUUGUAUAAAUGCAUUGCUUAAGGAAGGUCCCCCCCCCCCCCGUUUUUUGAGAUGGGUAAAGACUGGCCUGCAUUUCCGUUUUCAUGUAAGUCAGGCUUCCUCAACCUUGGCCCUCCAGAUGUUUUUGACCUCCCAACUCCCACGAUCCUGAGCUAGCAGGACCAGUGAUCAGGGAUGAUGGGAAUUAUAGUCUCAAAACAGCAGGAGGGCCGAGGUUGAGGAAGGCUGAUGUAAGUGGUGGGGGCUGCUGGAAGAAGUUACUGAAGAAGAGGAAGACAACAAUUCAGCUUACUUGUCGCGUGUUCUUAGUUGUUUGCUGCUAAUGAGCAUUGCAGUCAACAUUGCGGAUGAUUUGAAAGAGUGGCAGCUGUCCAAUCUUAUGUGGCUGGUGGCCAAAGGCCUCCUGUCUUCCUGAACCCAGUUUUCAUAAGGGCUACCUAAAUCUGUAACAUCAAAGAAGUGCUAUUCCAGGUGUCAGCAAACUUUUUCAACAGGGGGCCGGUUCCCUGUCCCUCAGAACUCGUGAGGGCCUGGCCUAGAUUUUUUUGGGGGGGGAUGAAUGAAUUCCUAUGCCCCACAAAUAACCCAGAGGUGGAUUUAAAACAAAAGGGCACGUUCUACUCAUUUCAAAACACACUGAUUCCUGGACUGUCCGCGGGCCGGAUUGAGAAGGCGAUUGGGCUGGAUCCAGCCCCCGGGCCUUAGUUUGCCUACCCAUAGGCUAUUCCAGGCUUCCUCAACCUCAGUCCUCCAGCUGUUUGGGGCCUACAACUCCCAUGAUCCCUAGCUAGCAGGACCAGUGGUCAGGUGCGAUGGGAAUUGUAGUCUCAAAACAUCUGGAGGGCUGAGGUUGAAGAAGCCUGUGCUAUUCUUUCCCUUGCUCAAAUUCGCCCUUUCCCUGUGGUAUUUAAGAAACGCGACCAGUGCUUCUUCCUGUUCUGGUUUUGCCUAACAUUAAAUAGAGUAACCAGUUGUUACCAAAUUUUUCUGUGUAUAAGAUGAGGUUUUUUUUGACCCAAAAAUUGGGUUCAAAAUUUAGGGUCGUCUUAUACACGAGUAGUGCUGAGCAGGCAAAUGGUUUUUUGGCGCGAGCUUGUAAGCGGCGAUUGGCUGCUUGGUCAUUUGUGGGGGGCGGAUACUGAAAAUGGCUCACCCGCCAGAACGCAGCGCACAACCACAUGCGUCGCUCGCAAUUUUCGGCAUCCACUCCCCCCCCCAAACAAUGAAGAGGCAAAUCGCCGCUGAAAAUCUCAGGCUUCUGCUUCGUUCCGGUGGGUGGGCGAUUUUGGCAUUUGCUGCUUGAUUGUUGGGGGAGGGGAUGCCGGAAACUGCUCACCUGCCGGAAUGUGGCACAUAGCCACUUGUGUCGCAGCUGCCUGGUUGCCGCUGUUAGCCCUCCCAAUCCUGUUGCUGUAGCCAAUAGACAGCUGCCCUUGUCACCGCAAGCAGGAGCAUGAUUGGCAGCAAGCCGGACAGCUGAUAGGUGGUUUCUGUGACGUGAGCGGUUGUGCACUGCCUUAUGGUAGGUGAGUGAUUUUCGGCAUUCCCCCCACAUAGUCCUCGCCCCAAAGCUCAAUCCCCCCUAUUUUCUAAAUUUUGAGGCCCCCAAAAGUCUUAUACAUGGGGGCGUCCUAUAGAUGGAAAAGUGUGGUAAAUGCCGGCUAAAGCUUUCUACCUUCCUACGGACAAGGAGGAUGGAAGGAUUCAGCUCACACACAACAAGGGUGGAUUUUGCUGAUUUUGGAGAGCUUGGAAACAUCACUUGAGUAUCAUGCCUGCAGUUCUAGAAAAUCGGCCUUCCCCUCCAGGCGAAGCAUCUUGAAAUACUCAUGCAAGGGCCUUAUUGUCCAGUGAAAAUCAAGUCCACUGGUGGCCUAUUUGGCCCUCCAGCUGUUUGGGGACUACAAUUCCCAUCACCCCUGGCUUGUUUUGACAUGAGUAGUAUGUGUCCUUUUAUUUAAAAUGCACCUCUGGGUGAUUUGUGCGGCCUGCCUGGUGUUUUGACAUGAGUAGAAUGUGUGCUUUUAUUGAAAAUAAUCUCUGGGUUAUUUGUGGGGCAUAGGAAUCCGUUCAUCCCCCCCCCUCCAAAAUCUAGUCCGGCCACCGCAAGGUCCGAGGGACAGUGGACCAGCCCCCUGCUGAAAAAGCUUGCUGACCCCUGCAACUCUUUCAGCAUGUAGACAGCAGGCUUGGGUUGCCUUUUGACGCGGCCAGAAUUUGCUUUACGCUAGAGUCGUCUGCACUGCUGUUUGCUUAACAUGCCGUGUGCUUUUGUCAUAGACGAAAAUCGAGUCGGAGCGGAUCAUAGGGUCGGUGGGCAAGAAAGCCCCGCAGGAGACUGGCAUUAAAGUGAAGAACCACUCCAGCGGCCUCUCCCCGAUCCAGAACCGGGAUUUCAAACAGCUUCUUCGAGGGAUCUCGGGGGAAUCUCCGCUCAGGCUGUCCGAAACAAGCGCGAAGGAAUUUGCCGGCUUCCACAUAGGGCUCUUCAACAAGGUGGGUGUGCGGCGGCAUUCGCUCAAGCAUAUGAAACGGAGUCAUUGUCAGGAUUGGAAAGAAAAGAAAAAAGGGGGGAAUGGAGGGGAAGAAAAAAUGGAAAGGAAGGUGAUUUUAACCAGUUGUGUCCAAGCUUUUUCCAAAGAGGGCCAGAUUGGAUGGAGUGAAGGGCCGUGGGGGCCGACCAAAGUUCUUGAGCAUUGUUUAGGAUUGAAGUAGUUUAGGUUUUUUUAAGAUUGAAGUGGUUGAGCUUCUUCUACGAUUGAAGUUGUUGAGCUUUUUGAAGGGCUGGAGUUGUUGAGCUUCUUUGAUGAUUCAAGGCGUUGAGCUGCUUUUAGGAUUUUACCCCAAAGUUGAGCUUUUUUUAGGAUUGAAGUUCUUGAGGUUUUUUUAGGGUUGGAGUUGUUGAGCUGCUUUUAGGAUUGAAGUUGAGCUUUUUUUUGGAUUUUAUCUCAGGAAAUAAACUGCCACAGGGGCCAGGUUAAACCAGCCAGCGGGCUGGAUUGGGCCCCCGCAACGGACUUUGGACAUGCCUGUUUUUAACUUUAUGUAGUGGGUCUGUAAGGAGGCGAAGGCUUUAUGGGAAAUGAUUUAUUAUAAACUUUACAAAAUGUUGAAAAUAAACAUUUGUUUAAAAAACACACCAGAAGCCUUCUUAUUAAGCAUUGUAGGUAAUGAAAUUCAUAAGCAAGAUAAAAGCCUUUUUAUCUGCAAGAACUGCAGCAAGGAUAUUAUUAGCCCAGUGGUGGUAGGGUUGCAAGAAGUUUUGUAAGGUGGACUAUCAAUUACAGUGGUACCUUGGUUUACAACCACAAUCCGUUCCGGAGGUCCGUUUCUAAACCAAAACAGGUUGUAACCCAAGGCAUGCUUUCGUCGAUGGGGCCUCCCCCCAAAAUUUGUUUGUAAUCCUAAAAAAAGGGUUGUCAUCCAAAAAACGGUUGCAAACUGGGAACCGCAUUUCAGGGUUUGACGUGUUUGUAAUCUAAAACUUAUGCAAACCAAGACACCACUUUUAUAAUUUAAAAAUGGUUGAUUGACAGUUAGGAUUUAAUAGUAAUAAUUAUAAUUCCAAAAUGCAGUAUUAGAUAGUAAGUGGGGAAACCAUGAGUCGAGGAGGAGGGAAGUCUCAGGCUGUUGCUGCCAAAGGUUUUCUAUAUUAUAUAGCAAUUGAAUGUUACUUUGAAAAUAUUUGCAAAAACAAAUAAAAAUUAUUAUAUAUAUUAAAAAAUAAGCAAGGUGGGUGUGACAUGGUGCCAAGGGGCAACAAACUGCUUGCUUUGCAGCUUCCAUCUUUGCAAAUGAUCUGUUUUGUUUUGACAACAAACAGGAUCUGAAGCCACAGGCUUACAGGAACGCUUACGAUAUUCCUCGCCACAGCCUUUUAGACCAGCUGACCCGCAUGAGGACGAACCUGCUGAAAACACACAAGCUCAUUCUUGGCCAAGACGAAGGUGGGUGCUGUGUUGGUGUGGCACUGAAUUGAGGUUGACGUUUGGUUCCUUUAGGUCAAGGGCUGUUAAACCAAAGUCCACGGGCCAGAUCCAGCCCAAUCGCCCUCUGGAUCCGGCCCAUGUAUGGUUCUGCAAUCACCGCUUGGAUCGGCGUGAUCACCAUUCCCCCCCCCCCCCAUUUUGUUUUCGGGUGCUUUUUUUUGCAAUUCCCCCCCUGGACUACAUCUCCCAGCAAGCUCCAAGGUUUUUUCCUUCAUAACCAAUGAUCAGAUCUCUUUGAAAUUUUACACAGAGGUCAAUAAGAGGAUGAGGAUUUCAGGAAAAAAUACACCAGUACUCAAAAUAUUUUAUAAAUGCCUUUUUAUGGAGAAAAAUAAAAUAAAAUGUACAUGUGCUGAGGGUCUCGAGGUUUUUGAAAUUUUGAAGUACUAUAAUUAUUAUUUUUUUGAAAUUUUGAAGUGCUAUAAAAUUUAAACCGUUUGAGAUAGAGGGGGAAAAUUUAAGGCGAUUUCUUUCAACCAUAAGGGAAGGGUGUGUACACCAAGUUUCAUCCAAAUCCCAAGAUGGUGGGUGACAUGACCGCAUUGACAUGAUGUGGAAUGAGCCUUUAGGGAAGUUUCAGUCUUCUGGAAAUGAAGUGUGGUGUCCUUUCUGUUUCUGCUGCAGACUGUCUUCAUAGUGUUCCUGUGGCUCAGAUGGGGAACUACCAGGAAUAUCUCAAGAUGAUGCCCGCUCCUCUACGAGAAAUUGACCCAGACCAGCCCAAAAGACUCCAUACUUUUGGGAACCCUUUCAAGCAGGAUAAGAAGGUAGGCCGAUUUCACGGGGUCCCCUUCCCCCCCAGCAAUUUCUCACGGCCCGUGAGUGAGUGGAGUUGCCCCUUUCUUACAAAAGAAGAAGAAGAAGAACACCGCGGAUUGUUCUUAACGGGUGAUGAUGUGUCUUCCAGGGCAUGAUGAUUGAUGAAGCAGACGAGUUUGUCGCUGGUCCUCAGAACAAAAUCAAGCGCCCAGGAGAGCCCAACACGCCAGCUUCUCUGAAAAGGAGGCGCAGCAUGUCCCCGAUGCUAAGGCGGCCCCAGUCUCCACCAGCGAUAGCCAACCAUGUCAGUGGGAAGGGCCCCCCUUCUGCUUCAGGGGCACCAGCCAACACCACCCUCAAAGCCAUGCCAGCUUUCAAUGGUAAUUUGUGCUUAGCCUCCUAAAGGCUCCCUGAGCGAUUGCCGUCUGCCUCUUCAUGUGCUUUUGACAAUGUGUGUACUUCGGUGAAACAUGCAUUUUUUAUAAUUUUUUUAUUUUGGUCUUGUGUGCACUGAGGUUUUGUCUUCUGGAAUCAUUUUUAUAAGCAGAGGAAUUGAACUGUUUGACGCUAUUGUAAUAAAACAUACCCAGAAGCACUAUAAUAAAUAAGCAAGCUAACUUACUGAAACAAAACUCCUCCCCCAAGCAUGCUCCGGGCAGCUUCCAACAAAAGAUUAAAAGUACAUUAAAAGAUCAGUCAUUAACAACUUGCCCAAACAGGGCUGCCUUCAGAUGUCUUCUAAAUAUCAGGUGGUUGUUUAUUUCCUUGACAUCUGACGGGAGGGUGCCAUCACCAAGAAGGCCCUCUGCCUGGUUCCUUGUAACCUCGCUUCUCGCAGGAAGGGAACUGCUAGAAGGCCCUCAGCACUGGACCUCAGUGUCCAGGCCAAAUGAUGAGGGUGGAGACGCUCCUUCAGGUCUAUUGGGCCGAGACCAUUUAGGGCUUUCAAGGUCAGCACCAGCACUUUGAAUUGGGCCCAGAAAGGUACUGGGAGCCAAUGUAGGUCUUUCAAGACCGGUGUUACGUGGUCUUGGCAGCCGCUCCCAGUCCCCAGUCUGGCUGCCGCAUUCUGGAUUAAUUGCAGUUUCCAAGUCACCUUCAAAGGGAGCCCCACGUAAAGUGCAUGGCAAUAGUCCAAGCAGGAGAUAACUAGAGCAUGCACCACUCUGGCAAGACAGUCUGUGGGCAGGGAGGGUCUCAUCCUGUGUACUAGAUGGAGCUGCCCUGGACACAGAUUUGACCUGCACCUCCAUGGACAGCUGUGAGUCCAAAAUGACUCCCAGGCUGCGCACCUGGUCCUUCAGGGACAGUUACCCCAUUCAGGACCAGGAAGUCCUCCAUACCAGCCUCUCCCCUGCCCCCAAAGAACAGGACUUCUGUCUUGUCAGGAUUCAACCUCAAUCCGUUAGCCACCAUCCAACCUCCAACCGCCUCCAGGACCUUAACCAUCUUCACUAGUUCCAGUUUGAAAGAGGGGCAGAGCUGGGUAUCAUCCGCAUACUGAUGAAUGCCCAGCCCAUACCCCCUGAUGAUCUCUCCCAGAGGCUUCAUGUAGAUGUUAAAAAGCAUAGGGGCAGAGGCACCCCACAAGUGAGAGCGCAGGGGUCUGAACACUCAUCCCCCAACACCACUUUCUGGACACGGCCCAGGAGAAUGGAGUGGAACCACUGUAUAACAGUGCUCCCAGCUCCCAGCCCCUCUAGACGGUCCAGAAGGAUGUUAUGGUCGAUGGUAUCAAAAGCCGCUGAGAGAUUCAGCAGAACUAGGAAACAGCUCUCACCUUUGUCCCUAGCCCACUGGAGAUCCUCAACAGGCGCGACCAAGGCAGUUUCAGUCCCAUGAUGAGGCCUGGAUCCUGAUUGGAAGGGAUCCAAAUGGUCUGCAUCCUCCAGGCGUGCCUGGAGUUGUUCUGCAACCACCCACUCAAUCACCUUGCCCAAGAAUGGAAGAUUUGAGACUGGGCGAUAGUUGGGUAUAUUGGCCGGGUCCAAAUACGUUUUUUAAGAAGCAAUUUAAUGACUGCCUCUUUCAGUGGUCCUCACAGAGGGAAGCAUUUGCCACCCAGUGGAUCCCAUUGCCCAGCCCUUCCUGGCUCGCUUUUAUGAGCCAGGAUGGGCAAGGAUCAAGGAGACAGGUGGUUGGUUUCACUCGUCCAAGCGAGUGGAACAGAUUGGAAUUGAUUCCAUACAACUCGACUAUACAACUCUUAGCUCUCUCCCGCCCCAUCCCUGAUCCCACAGUGGAGUCUAUCCCUUUCUGAAUCUGAGCGAUUUUAUCUGCAAAAAACUUUCCAAAAUCGUUGCAGGAGAUCUUGGGGUCUUUCCCAGGCCCCGGUGGCAAAGGUGGUUCCGUGAAAUUGUGAACCACCUGAAAGAAACCACCUGCUGCUGUUUUCUGCAGAUGCAAUAGAGGCGGCAAAGAAAGUCCUCUUUGCUGUCGCUAUCGCCACUACCUGUGUCUGGUCCGAUUCAGAAUGAGUUUCCGCCACUGGCGCUCUAGCCGUCUCAGCGAUUGUUUCAUCACACUCAGCUCUGUGGGAGACCACGGGGCUGUCUGGGCUCCAUGCAAUCGGAAAGGGCGCUUCAGAGCCAGGCGGUUGAUAACUCUGGUUAACUCCGCAUUUCAGUGGCCCCCCAGGGAAUCAGCUGAAAGGCCAUCAGCAUGGCAUAAAGCACCCCCUACCACUCUCUGGAAACCAUUUGGAUCCAUUAAGUGGCGGGGGUGGCCCAUCCGAAUCAGUCGCGCCUCCUUGCAGAGGGGAAGGGUUGCAGAGAAGUCCAAGUGAUCUGGCCACAGCACUUCUUUCGUUUCACUUUUACUUAGUGUCAGAUCACCCACGUCACUAGAGGUGAACACCAGGUCUAAGGCAUGUCCAUGACUAUGAGUUGGGCCAAACUUGUUCAGGGACUGCCCCAUGGAGGCCAUGCUUUCCACGAAGUCCCAAGCGCCCCUUGUAAGGUCGUGUUGGCGUGGAUGUUAAAAUCCCCUAGGCCAACCAAACUAGGUGUCUCCAGGAGAACAUCCACCACGACCUGAAGCAGCUCAGGCAGGGAAUCCUUGGCGCAGCGGGGAGGAAAGGCAUCCUGCAUUGCCCCUAUUGCCUAGCUUCUGGAACACACAGAGAAGUAGGUCUUCCCAAUAGGGUGCCCAGUGCAAACCAGUGACUCCCUAAAAACCACUGCGACACCCCCCCCCGCCCACAUGACCCAGGUUGCUGUGUGUACAAGAAACCUGGUGCACAAGCAGCGGCAAGGACAGGUCUGUCUGCUUCAUCCAACCAAGUGUCCAUCACACAUGGCCAGGUCAAGUCCUUCAGCCACGCUCAAGUCUUGUGAAUCAUUGACCUGGCAUUGCACAGGUCGUGUGGGUCUCCCUUGCUGAUUCCACUAUCCAUCCAGUCAUGAUGGGGUCUGGUCUUAGUGUAACUCCUCCUCCUGUCCGUGAGCACUGAGAUUGGGCGUCCCAGAGACACCCCCCCCAUGGAACGUGCCCCAGCCAUUCUGUUGGCUGGGCACACUCCCUGGCAACCCUGACCCUCUCCCCUUAAGAACCAAAUACAAACUAUAUAAAAAAAUAGAAACUAAUUUUUUAAAGGGUUGCCACUGAUGAGCCCACAAAAGGGGAGCCUGUUUCCACCUUGAUGGAAUUCCAGAGCUGAGCUUGUAAAGCAGUAGUGGCCCAACUUGGCCCUCCAGCUCUUUUGGGAGUACAACUCCCAUCAUCCCUAGCUAACAGGACCAGUAGCUAAGGAUGAUGGGAGUAGUAGUAGUAAUAAUAAUAAUAAUUUUAUAUAUAUAUAUAUAUAUAUAUAUAUAUAUAUAUAUAUAUAUAUAUAUAAAAUAAUAAUUUAUUAUUUAUACCCCGCCCAUCUGGCCAGGUUUCCCCAGCCACUCUGGGCGGCUCCCAACAGAAUAUUAAAAUACAAUAACCUAUUAAACAUUAAAAGCUUCCUUAAACAGGGAACACUGCUCUAGAUCAGGCGUGGCCCAACUUGGUCCUCCAGCUGUUUUGGGACUGCAUCUCCCAUCAUCCCAAGCUCCCAGGACCAGUGGCCAGGGAUGAUGGGAAUUGUCCCAAAACAGCUGGAGGGCCAAGUUUGGCCACCACUGUAAGGAAACAGGCCUGGUUUGCCUGGGAGCAAAGAGACCUGGGGUGGGUCCUUUAGAGACCUUGAUCUUAGGGCCAUUAGGGCUCAAAAGGUUGGUUGUUGUUUUUUAAAGCACAGGUGCCAUUCCUGUUGAUUGCCAUCAAAAUUAAUUCAUGCUACACCUUACCAUUGCCGAAAGAGUUGUUUAAAUGCAGCCUAGCUAGUUUUGUUUCUUGACUGAUUAACUGUGUAAUUAACUAUCAAAUUACUUUCCCCACAUCCUUUCAAGGUCCUAUUUUUUGCUUUCUGCUGUGGUGCUCCCAUUGCUAGACGCUGGAUCUUGAGCCGCCUAGGAGGUGCCUUCUGCUGUGUGUUUAGCUACUACUAAUACUAAUAAUUUAUUAUUUCUACCCCAGCCCAUCCUACUGGGUUUUCCCAGCCACUGUAGGCGGCCCUUUUUACCCGUUGUUGUCUUUUUAAUUAUAUAUAUUGUUUGUUUUAUGUUCCUAUGGUCAUUGGCUAAUGCGCAUGAAGUUUAUCUAUCUUUCUUUCUAGGCGGCUCCCAACCAAAUAUUAAAAACACAAUCAGGGGUGGCCAACUCCCAAGAGACUGCCAUCCACUCACGGAGUUGAAGACUGGCAGUGAUCUACCACCUUUUGGGGGGUCUAAGUUGUUGAGCUUUUUUUAGGGAGAAGGAGAUCCCUAAGGGGUUCGGGGAGGCCCUUUUUGGGGCAUUCAGGUCAAAGUUCCUGAGCUUUUCUUAAGGAACAGGAAGUCCCUUUUGGGGGGUUCAGGUCGAAGCUGUUGACUUUUGGGGAGGGAGCCGGUGAUCUACCACAGACAUCCACUGAUCUGCUGGUUGGGCGUGCCUGUGAUACGGCGCUGAGCAUUAGGAAAUUUCCCUAAGAGAGCUCUUUCUUCUGGCAGAUGCAAAUAGCAAUAUGGUCCCGGAUGGCAACGGUGAGAAGAAAGCUGAACACUUCCAGUCCCUGGACAAGCAGGGAGACGGGCUGCCUGUGCCCAUGAUGGCCUUGAUCCCCCCGCCCCCAGCAGCCCUGAUGGAUGAUGACCUGCCCAACGAGGUGGACUCCCUGUCUGGUGAGCUGAAUUGCCUCGGGGAAGACGGAUUGGACCUCAGGCCUGUCGCCAGUUCCCUGCUUCGCAGACCUGUCAGCUACAGUGUGUCUUCAGGGGACCCAAAACUCCUGCCAGGAUCCGCACCCGGGACCACACCCCAUUCGGUGAAAAUCACGCCCAGCAUGUUCGAAGGGAGCAACGAAGUGAUCAAAAUCAAAGUGAUGAAGGAGGUCCGGAAGCCCGGGAGAAGUGAGUGUUUGAGAGGGGGCUGGGUUGUCCGAAGGGUGGUCCUGCGUUGCUCCCACCAACCCAGAAAGAGCGCCAGGGCAGCCAAAAGCCGUCUCUCGACUUUUCACAGUUGUGAAAUGGGAGGCGGCUCUGAUGAAGCUCGUGGUAUUUCAGUCUCCGCCGCUAUCAUUUAUUGCAGGGACACUUCAGUUCCCGGGAGGGCGGGGGGGCGUUUGCUAUGGUGCCAGUCUCGCUUGGCACCUUUUGGAAUUUGUGAGGAUCCCCUUUUUUUUUAGAGUUGGCAGAAAUGUAAUUGUAGAGUUCGUCUGUAAAUGGCAGUAGCUGCCUAUCAUAGUGGAAUUCACAUUUAGAAACCUGUGGAACGUGACCACGAGAGAAAGUGAUUUGUCAGUUUGGUGUGGGGUGCUGUUACAAAGGGAAGAGGAGGAAAUCGGUGCUAGCAGGAGAAAAUGUCUUUUCUCCAAUGAGGAGGGUCAAGUCCAGGCAGCAGACUGACUCAUUUAUCUCCAGGCUUGUCCCAUGCGAUCCUGCACAAACAGCUAUGCCCCAGGAGAGAAGAGGAGUGGCCUUUAGGAGGACACUGAGGGUCUGAAAAGGGCAAAGAUUCCACCAUGGGAGAGUUUGAGAUAGCAGCCACUGCUUGGAAGCACAGGGCAGGGUUGAGGGCAGGAUUCUGAUGGUCUUACCAAUGCUACCAUGAUCUCACGUUUUGUUUUGUUUUGUUUUUUAAUUGUAGAUUUCGAAAAGAUUUUCUCUCUACUUGAAGAAGUUCAAGGCCCUGUUGAAAUUCAAAAAUAUUUCAUUGAAUUUGCUAUCAAGGAAGCAGCAAGGUUUGUAUCCAGAUGACAUGUUCAAAUCUUGAGCAGAUAUGUGCAUGUGUUCUGAUAGUGGCCUGUUUGCUUCUUGCCUGUUGUGCUGCAUGAUGUUCUUUGAAACCACCGCCUUUGAUGGUGGGAGGAACCUCUUUUGCUUGUAGGUUGAUGGGAGGACUUAACAUUCCAAGCACAGGAGGGUGUGUGAGCCUAGGCCCUGCAUAUGUUCUGCAGAGUAAUGCAGAGGCAGUUGUUUGUUUCAGAGGGGGAACUUGGAACAGAAGUGCAAAACCCACAUUAAAUUGCUCCCCUUCCCCCCCCCCCUUUCUCUUAGGUUUAAAAAACGGGUGUUGAUUCAGCACUUAGAGAGAAUACUAGAGGAAAUAGAGUUCAACAGCCUGCACAACAGAGUUAAUCAUGUCAACAGUAGAUAAUAAUGCCCCAGCAAGACGAGUGCAUGGGCCAGGGAGAACAAGUUUGCUGUGUUGCAGAGGAAUGGAAGAGGACGUGGCAGCAGCUGCCCCUGGCAGUCAGGCGGCUUUUCUGUUGAAGUCUGAGAAGAAGGGUGGAGUUUUUAUGCUUGCAAGCCUCUCUCAAUGGAAACUGAGCUGUGACCUUGAUGGAUUUGCUGCAGGGGGUCUGGCGUCCUCCCUCCCCACCUCACAUUGAAGGGCCUGAUCUGCUCAAUGGGCUGAAGAAAAACACUCAGUGCUGCCCUCUGCCGCAGGUGAUGAGAAUUUACUCAUUUGAACCUUUGUUCUAAGACACUUUUUAAAGAGCUGCUUUAGGCAGCAGGUCGAAUCUGGUAAAACAAAAAUGCAUACGUUUUAUCUGCGCUUGUGUUGGAGAGAGCCUAUGUUCAAAAAGGAAAAAAAGAGGAGAGAGAGAAAUCCCUUCGUGAUGGUAGUGCAUGUUGCUGCUACAGACACGAAGGCAAAAGUUCCUGAGAACUGGCAGCCGACCCAGGCAUGAGUUUUCAGGGUAACAUUGAAUUUGAGAGUAAAGCAGCUGCUGAAACUGGGUUGAGGAAAAGUGGUCAAGAGGCCUGUGACUGCUGCUCCUGGUAGCCGCUAAGCAACCUACCUCAGCCUCUCUUCUCUUUUGUCUGCAGACUUUAUGAAAGCGCGUGCCUGAGGCUCCCCAGGUCCUGACUUCAGUUCUCUUUCAUCUUGUGAGGAGGACGGAGACUCUUCACGUGGACUUGGCCUUGGAAGCGCUUAGAAGGACACUUUGGGGUUUUUAAAAAACAAACAAACAAAAACAAUCCCUGUCCCCCAAAUAUUAUGUGUGUGUGUGUUUUACUUUUUAAAUGUUCAUAUGAAAAGAGAUUAUUUUGGACAGUGUUGUUUACCAGAUCCUUAAUUUGAUAUAUCAAACAGAGUGUGUGUAUGUGUGUGUGUGUAUGAGAGAUGAAUUUUUUUAGCACUUGUAAAUAAUAAAAAUCAUUUUAUGGUUUCCU
Molecule: messenger RNA, 41097 nt
Organism: Podarcis lilfordi (Lilford's wall lizard)
Lineage: Eukaryota; Metazoa; Chordata; Lepidosauria; Squamata; Lacertidae
Source: the annotation of a GenBank genome assembly